AUGGACACCAAAACCACCAAGCCUCGUGUUCUUAUUGUCGGUGCCGGUCUUGGCGCGCUCACAUUAGCUCAAGGCUUGAGAAAGCAUGGCAUUCCCUUUGAAAUCUUCGAGCGAGACAAGGAUCCUAUCUCCCGAUCUUCAGGGUGGUGUAUUGCUCUUCACACGGUUAAUGAGAGUACCAGUAUGAUAAAUGACUUAAUUGCGUCCGCACCCGACGACAUGCCGCCAUUUAGAGAGUCAGUCGACCACCUGGUUCCCCUCGAUCUUAAUGCCCAAGUGGGAAUAUAUCGACAAGGCAUGCGCCUUGGAGUAGAGAGCACUCCAGACUACCCUGUGAUACGAGCAAAUAGGGGACGUCUUCGCAAAUGGCUCUCUACUCGAGUUCCCAUCCAAUGGGGCAAGAAGGUCGUACAGGUAGAAGAGAUCGGCGACGAAGUCCAAGUUCGUCUUGAAGAUGGUACUACGGUCACCGGCGACAUUGUGGUUGGCGCGGAUGGCGUACAUAGCGUUGUCCGAGAAUACGUCCUCCAACGGCCGAACAAAACCAUACUUCAGACCGUUCCGGCUGCCAUGAUCACUGGCGAAACCGUGGUGUCAGGUGCGGCAUUCGAGCGCCAGCUAUCUCUGGGACACAGCUCCUGGACUGUUAGUGGGCCGGAAGAUUCUGGCUACUAUCUUUUCGUGGGAUUGCGACAGGUAAGCCCGGACGGAAAAUCUGGCGAGUACUAUUGGUUUAUUGUAGUUCGCGACGAGAAUGUCGAUAAAGAAGAUCACUGGUUGCGUGUCGCUUCUCAAUCAGAGAAGCUCCGGCGUGCUUUUGAAAUAUGCCAAACACUUGAUCCCAAGUACUCGGAAAUUAUAAGAUUGACACCCCCGAGUGGGAUGUGGACCAGUCCAUUGAUAGUUCGAGACGUCGAAUUACGGGAUUUACCAGUAGGAAGGGUUACCCUUCUUGGCGAUGCUGUCCAUCCAAUGACUCCUUUUCGUGGGGAGGGUGGCGUACACGCAAUCAUCGACGCUCUCAAUCUGGGAAAGGCAUUGGGUCGACUUAAAUCCACAGAUAUUGAUUCAAUUAAGGCCAUCGUGGGUCCAUAUCAAGAGGAGAUUAUUGAAAGAGGUGUAUCUGCCGUCAGAGUAUGUAGAUAUGCGCAAAAUGUUAACUCGGGAGGGAAGGGUGAGAUGAUUGUUUGGAGUAAGAUCGCCACGCCUAUGCCCGAAGAGAAAAUCUCGCUUGGCACUGCGCCGUUUCUAAAAAGAACGAGUCAUAUUUAAAUGGCCACCUAGCUGCCUGCCUAGGUAGAGCAUCCUUCAAGAAACGAGAACAAUCCAUCCACAUUAGUUCAACAUAGCUGCAUAGAUGCCGAGCUUCGAGGAAAAGAUGAAUAUAUCAUGACAUAGGCAUGGAUAGAAUCCCUCGUAAGCCCCCAUUUCCUUGUAGGCAUAAGGUACCAGCGGAUCUCGUCUCGCUUAUCUCGGCACGGCCCGAGCGCUGGGGCUAUGGCAAUUUCCACUUCAUUGCUGAACAAAAUCAAUCUUGUUUAUUUCUUUAAGUGUGCGUAUCACCAGCGAUGAGUAUGGGUUUAUUGCUGCGAAAUAUUGUUGCACAGCCCGUUCAGCACGCCCCAUCAAAUUGGACAUAAUUAUAUGGUCCAUUGUGGUCCAGCUGGAGACUGAUGUAUCCAUGCUGCUCACCAGCUUGCGAAUGGCGAUCUGUCGCGUGGGGCAUGUCGGUGCGAUGGGUGCCUAGACGCCUGGGUGCCUGGGUAGGUCCCUGCUUACGCCCG
Hypoxylon trugodes is the source of this 1784-nucleotide messenger RNA. RefSeq names its product putative monooxygenase. The transcript has 5 exons. Gene Ontology annotation, molecular function: FAD binding. NCBI's taxonomy places the organism in Eukaryota, Fungi, Ascomycota, Sordariomycetes, Xylariales, Hypoxylaceae. Bases 1 to 1272 code for a protein of 423 amino acids. The record is from RefSeq and is a predicted model, not a curated record.